AUGUCCAACAGAGAUUAUUACAAUCAAGGAAACCAAGAAUAUCAACCAAACCAAGGUGGUAACAAUGAAAGACAAGAUGGUCAAACUGGUGAUAGAGGAAUGAUGGAAAGUGUUGCCGGUAGUCUUUUAAAUAAUUAUAUGAGUGGUGGUAAGCAAAAUCACAGCAAUAAUAGUGGAAGUGGAAUGGGUGCCAUUGGUUCAAUGAUCGCUGGAGCUAUGGGUUCAGGUCACGGUAACCAAGGAAGUCAUGGUAGCAGUGGUAGUAGUGGAUUAGGUGGUAUGUUAAGUAGUGCUUUAGGUGGAAGUAGUGGCAAACAUAACCAAGGUUACGGAAAUGAUUAUAAUAACAAUUAUGGCGGUAACCAAGGGGGUUAUGGUGGCAAUGGUGGCAGUGGAUACCAAGGUGGUAACUAUCAAUCUCAAGGUCACCAUCAACAACAGGGUCACCAAUCACAAGGUGGUUUCUUAGGUAAACUUGAAAAUAUGAUGGAACAAAGAAUGGAAGGUGGAAGAAAUGAUGGAUAUGGAGGCGGUAGAAAUGACUACGGCAGACAGGAUUAUGGUGGUGGUAGAAAUGACCAUGGUGGAAGAAAUGAUUAUGGUGGAAGAAAUGAUUAUGGUGGAAGAAAUGAUUAUGGUGGAAGAGAUGAUUAUGGUAGAAACGAUGGAGGCUUUGGCGGUAGAAACGAUUACGGUAGAAACGAAGGUGGAUAUGGUGGUAGAGAUGAUUAUGGUAGAAAUGAUGGUGGAUUUGGUGGUAGAAAUGAUGGUGGAUUUGGUGGUAGAAACGAUGGUGGAUUUGGUGGUAGAAAUGAAGGUGGAUACGGUGGUGGAUUCGGUGGCAGAGAUGACAAUGGUAGAAAUGAUGGCUACGGUGGUGGCAGAUAUUAA
Molecule: messenger RNA, 891 nt
Organism: Yamadazyma jaroonii
Lineage: Eukaryota; Fungi; Ascomycota; Pichiomycetes; Serinales; Debaryomycetaceae
Source: the annotation of a GenBank genome assembly